This is a messenger RNA of Monascus purpureus, 1746 nucleotides long. Lineage: Eukaryota; Fungi; Ascomycota; Eurotiomycetes; Eurotiales; Aspergillaceae. The record is from the annotation of a GenBank genome assembly.
AUGGCCCUGGGUGGCGGAUACUACGUGCAGGAGUUCUUCGGACGUGCACUGGAGGGCAUGGCCUCGGCCUCAUCCGUCGCGCUGGAGGCAUUCUCGAACACGAUGGUGGUGCAUGCCUUUUCGGCGAACGAUCGGCUCGAGGAGAAAUUCGUCCAGAUCUUGAAUCCGACUCUCAAGGCUGGGAUCUGGAAAUCCGUCGCCAUGGCUACCCAGGCUGGACUUUUGUAUUUCAUCGCUUUCUCCGCCAAUGGUCUUGCCUUCUGGCAGGGGCCAAGACAGAUCGCUGAGGCCGUGGAAUCGGACGGUGGAACGUCCGUCGGCGCUAUAUUUACUGUCAUCCUCAUCGUUGUAGAUGCCUCUCUGAUUCUCAGUCAGGCUGCACCCUUUCUGAAAAGCUUCGAUGCCGCCUCCGUCGCCUUCACUAAGCUAGAAGCAGAUAUUGAGCACCCUUUAGCUAUUGACGGCACUGCCGAAGACAUCGGCCAUGUACUUCCAGCAGUCACUGGGACUAUCGAGUUGCGCAAUGUCUCCUUUUCUUUCCCUUCCCGGCCAGACAAGCCCGUGUUGCAGGAUCUCUCUUUCACCUGCCCAGCCGGUCGGCAGACGGCCAUCGCCGGCCUUUCAGGAAGCGGGAAAUCCACCGUUGCCGGGUUGAUCACCCGGUUCUACAACGCGGAAGGGGGAACAGUGCUGCUAGAUGGUCACGACGUCAAGGAACUCAACGUGCGCUGGGUCCGGAGCUACAUGAGUCUCGUGCAACAGGAACCGUACCUGUUGGACCGGUCCAUUCUGGAAAACAUCGCUCUGGGUCUUGUGAACUCUCCCAGACAUAAGCACCUACAUCCGGUACUGAUGAGCAACAUUUUGGCUGAGGUAGCUGCGGCAGUGCGAGAGGGCCAGGAUCCCAUACCAGCUUCCCUAGCACGAGGUGAUUCGGCACGAGAAAUCGUAGACCUGGUGCUGAACGCCGCUCGUCUGGCCGAUGCAAGUGGCUUCAUUGAGCGGCUCGAUGAAGGAUAUGGGACCCUAGUUGGCGCCAAGGGAAACCUCAUCAGUGGUGGUCAAAAACAACGUAUCUCGCUGGCGCGUGCCCUGGUAAAGGACCCGCGCAUUCUUAUUCUCGAUGAAGCUACCGCUUCGCUUGACUCGGCGACAGAAUUACGCAUCCAACAGGCUCUGGAGAACGCGUCAAUCGGGCGCACAGUGAUCACCAUUGCUCAUCGGCUCUCAACCAUCAAGAGUGCAGACAAUAUUAUCGUCAUGCGCCAGGGUAAACUGGUCGAGCAAGGAACGCAUCAUGAUCUGAUAAACGCCAACGGUGCCUAUGCUGAGCUCGUUCGUCUCCAGAAUCUCAACGUCCAUGGCAGCAGCGAAGGUGAUAAAGAGACUGAAGUUUCCUCCGCUCACUCUGCUUCCUUGACGCGCGAUAUCCAUGAGAAAACCGGGGCCCUGGAGAUGUCGGCUGUGGCUGAUGCCACAGACGAGGACAAGAAAGCUAGCCCAGCUCAGAACAAGGAGCAGGAACAGCCGAAUAAGGAGGAUCAAAACUCUUUAUCCACUGCACGCUCUAUGGGGUCUCUCUUCCGCCCAUACCUGUUUGUGCUCGUCCUCGCCAUCGCCGACGCAGUGGUCAUCGGUGGCACAUAUUGUGGAUCAGCGGUGAUCUUUGGAAACGUCGUGGGCAAGCUGAGCGGGUGCGAGAAACCCAGCAUUCCACGCCACUCGUCGACUGCUGGAUCUGCUUGA